Molecule: messenger RNA, 6182 nt
Organism: Meriones unguiculatus (Mongolian gerbil)
Lineage: Eukaryota; Metazoa; Chordata; Mammalia; Rodentia; Muridae
Product: citrate synthase, mitochondrial-like
Exons: 4
Coding region: 4714-6114 (466 amino acids)
Biological process (GO): citrate metabolic process; carbohydrate metabolic process; tricarboxylic acid cycle
Cellular component (GO): mitochondrial matrix
Source: RefSeq, a predicted model, not a curated record
GCAGUCCUCAUCGUUUGUCUUUUUGUUGCCAUUUGUUUGAUACAGUUUCUCACUUUGUGGCCUAGGAUACCCCACACUCAUGCUGCCCCCCGUUCAGCAUCUGGAAUGCAGGGAUUGGAGGUUUUAAGGCAGAAGAGGAAAGGAGGGUCCUCACAGAAGAAGCCAAGUUAGAGAAGAACAAUGAAACUCCGGCAGGGCCCAUGAGACCCACCACAGAACCACUGGCUGCCAAGCCAUGGUAGUUGGAGCGCCCCUCUGUGGUCCCCAUCACACAAGGCCACUUUCUACCACACACUACAGCUGAGGCAGGCUCUCUCAAUCAAACCCAGAGCUCCUGGAUAUGGCUAGUAACAGGAGUCAGCUUGUUCCGGGGAUUCCAUCUUUCUGUCUUCCAAGGUUGGACUUACAGAUGGCCACCAAUGCCCACCCAACAUUUAACAUCUACAUUUAAUGGCUAAGUCAACUUCUCAGCCAUGCCAUGUUAUUGUUAAGGGUAGAUACUUUUAAAUAAAAUCGUAUUUAGGGUUGGGGAGAUAGGUCAUAGUAGAAAGCACACUAAUACAUUUAAAGUUAAUUUUAUCCCUUGUCAGUUAAUUCCCUAAUAAAAUCUAAAUGUGUAUCCUAGUGUUAUAGGCAGUUGUCAUACAUUGCUUUGAAAAUAUGACAAGUUUUCCACUGUGGUUACUGAUGAAGAUAGAUAAAAAUCACUCAAGUCAGGGGUCUGAAUCUACAUCAGUUAAAUUAGCUGCUCCCUUUUUUCCAAAUGUCAUUCAUCCACUAACAUGCAGCUACAAUUAAAGGGGUGGUAGUGAGGGUUCGAGGGCAGCGAGGCUUGCUCAGCCAGUGAUCACAUGGACACUGAGCAAUUUCCAUUGCUCAUGACUGGAAACCCCGCUAGUCAGAUGAAUUACAAGAAUCUUUGACUAUGGGGAGGAAAAGAGAAAAAUGCCUUGAGCACUCUAUGUGCUUCCAUUUAUAUAACUAUAUUCCUUCCUAAAAUAUAAUGUUCUGUCUUUACUUUCUUUUCAAAAAGCCAUUGUAUUUUUCCUAUCAUAUCUUCAAGCCAAAUGACCAUUGUCCUGGGCUUAUUAAUUUAUCACCCUCUGAACAUAUCGAACCAAGUAGUAAUAAAAAUGCCGAACUUCAGCGCCAUCCUUUCUGAUUUCUGGAAGAGCAUUGGACAAAUUUAUAGUAAAACUAUUGACCAAGCCCAUCACAGCUUAGGCGCAACGGUAACAGGUUCCUAGUAACCAGAACUUAAGAGAUUUUCACUGUUUGUACUUUGGGCUGAUCAAUAGAAAGUACAUAAGACUGAACGAGGGAAAUAAAGGGAGGCUGGGAGUUCUUUUAUGUGGCUCGUUCUUCUAAUGCACAUGCUUGUCACAGGCUCCCUGACAUCAGGUUCUGUGUUAACUUGUGUUGAUUGUUUGCCCAGCUGUGUUUAGAGUUCCGCAUGACAGGGAGUGCUGUGCAGUGACUGGAGAUAGCAACGGUGGAGAUUUUGGAAGUACUUCUAAAAGCAAGUGUAUGAGUUUGCUAAUGGAUUUUGGAAACUCAAAUUGUUCAGCUGUUCCUGCUGCCUCUGCCUUUUCCAAGCUAAAACAAGGGUGGUCUUGAGCCUGUGCAAAUUCAACUCAUAGUCAACUUAAGGGUCUCAGUGGAGAACUUCCAGUAGAGAGGCAGGAGAGGCAGGCUUGGCAGCCUGUUUCUCUCAACCAAAUAAAAUUCUGUGGUGAAGUUGGGAACAACAUGGACCCCUUCAUUUAUGUUCCUGCUCACCUGUAUUUUCUACAUUGGUAUGAGGUGAACGUUCAUAGAAUGAGACCAGCAGGCAUUUGAGAACUGUGAGGGGUGUCAGGUAUAUUUUGUAAAUGCAUGGCCUUUCGAAAGCGGUUCUUAACAGGUCCCUGCUGGCUGCAGCCCAAGCUACUUUCUAGCCCAGAAAGAAAAGAAGCAUAAUUACCGUGUUCCCUUGUGGUUCACUUAAGCUAUCCCUCCAUCUUAAUGACAGUGAGGUAAUAGGUGGUUGAUUUCUCAGCCACUCAUGCUUAGAAUGCUUAGAAUUGUGUCUGGCAACACUGGUUCGCUUACAUAAAUGGUUUAGCAAAAUUUCAAUGCCUAAGGUAGGCUUUUUCUUUUAAAUUCUUUUACAUUAAGAGGGGAAAAAAACAAAAAGAAAACCACUUGACGUUAAUUCUGACUCAACAAGGCUCAGGUUAGUGAACUAUUGUGGACUGCCAAGAACUUAGUGACAUAUCACUUUAGAAAUGAUGGGUGCUAACCAAUUACUGAUCUUAUAUUGCACUGACAGUCUUGGCAUUGAAAGAGGAAGCUGUUCAGAAUGAUAAAUGGAUAUGACAAUUUAUUAAAGAUCAAAGGCGCGAUGAGCAUUGGGUACAGAUGCAUCCAUUUAGAAAGGGCAUAGGAGAAGAAAAACAAAAGAUAAAAACAAUUCAGAGUGUAGAAAUUUAAACUUUGAGAUGAAAGGCACAUCCGUAGUACAUAUUAAAUUUAUUUUUUUAGAUGCAAAAAUUCUAGAAAUUUAGCAGCUGUGUGCCCUGAAGGUAAAGGAAGACAUGCAUGAAACACAAUUCUAGGGCCUUCAUGACAUCAUGUCCCCUUUGUUCUCUUCUGGUCUUUGACAAGCUACCACAGAUUAAGGCUUCUGGUUUGGCCACAGUCCUUCCCAUGGUCUGGUUAAUUUCGGUGCUGGGUUCCCUCCCUCAAAUGGAAGGGAACAUAAAGUGCUAGGACUGAAAAAGCUUCCAGACAACUGCAUGACUCUGUGGCAUUUUGCUAAACCAAGUAAGAGAAGAGACACAGUGAUAUUCUUAACAGCACAUGUGAUUCACAAAUCCUGUACAUAUACACCAUGGAAUACUAGUCAACUAAAAGAAAAAUAAACUCAUGCGGGGGUGGCGGUGCAUGCUUCUAAUCCCGGCACUUGGGAAGUGGAGGCAGGUGGAUCUUUAUGAGGUCAUGAACAGCCUGGUCUACUCAGUGAGUUCAAAGGAUAGCCAGGACUACACAGUGAGACCCAGUAUGGAAAAAAAAAAUGGAAAAGAAAGAAAGGAAAGAAGAAAAAAAUUGUGAACUUUGUACUUUGCUAGUAAAUGGAGGGAACUAGAAAAGAUCAUAUUGAGUGAGGUAACCCAGAGCCAGAAAGACAAAUGUCACAUGUUGUCUCUCCUCUGAGUUCCUAGCUCUAAAGCUUCAGAUGUGACUACUGUAGUAACUGCAGAACCAGCAAAGUAAAAGAAAACAUUGCAGCAAUGGGUGGACAGCAGUGAUCUGAAGGGAAAACAGGGGACUCUGAUUAGGAAGGGGGAGGAAGAUAAAUACAGAAUAACAAGGGAGGAGAGUACAGUAACAGUAAGGAUAUCUGAAAAAAAUCCAUGAAAAACCUUACUAUUACAUACCUAAAAAUGCCAAAAUAAAAAGCCACAGAAGUCUGAAUAUAAACAUACCUAUAUACUGUAAAUGAAAUUUUUACAUCUGAGCUGACAAUCUAACAAAAGUGCCAGCACUUUUGUAUGAAAGCCCUCUCUUGAGCUGCCAGUCAGGUUUGCACAAGAGACUCCCAAUAUUUUAUUGGAUUCUACUGUUGCCCUUGACUGCCCCACACACACACCCCAAGCUAAAAGUCCCUAUUGCUGAAGAUACCAUCCACUUCAGACACAGAGCCCAGAUGCCCUCUGGUGGUUUGAACAGGAAUGUCCCCACAGGCUCAUCUAUGCGAAUGCUUAGUCAUUAGGGAGUGGCACUAUUUGAAAUGGAUUAGGAGGUGUGGCCUUGUUGGAGUAGGUAUGGCCUUGUUGAAGGAAGUGUGUGAGUCAUUGCGGGUGGGCUUUGGGGUUUCAAAAACUCAAGCCAGACCCAGCGUCUCUCUCUUCCUGCUGCCUGCUGAUCCGGAUGGAGAACUGUCAGCUCCUUCUCCAGCACCUUGUCUGCCUGCAUGCCGCCAUGCUUCCCACCAGGACGAUAAUGGACUAAACCUCUGAAAUUGUAAGCCAGCCCCAAUUAAAUGUUUUCCUUUAUAAGAGUUGCCGUGGUUGUGAUGUCUCUUCACAGCAAGAGAACGUUGACCAGGACAUCCACGCAGCGGGAUAUGGCCUGAAAAUCUCUCUGACACUGACUUUCAUAGCACCUAGAAAAGCUUCCAAAGAGGGAAGCAACAGAUAUCCCUACCCAUCUAUGACACCUAUGAAGCACAGCAAGGACGAACAUGCCCUAUAACCCUAAGGGAGCAGGAGAGGCGUGAUCCUGUGGUAACCAAAUCUCUCUAACCGAACGUAAGACUCACUCAGUGGGAGGAAACUCUUUUCUGGUGGAGGAAACGCAGUCAACUGCCCGCAGCUGGUGAGGAGAAGGACCUACCGCCCCCACUUUACACAGAAUCCCCAGCCACAAUCUAAACACGUGUCCUCCUAAUCACAGAUGAGUGCAGUGUUCACCCCUUAUACUGAGCCCAUUGCAGAAAAGCCCAGCCUUGGAUUUUAGGAACUGCAGUGUCGGGGGGCGGGGCCUCGCCGAGCAUCCUGGGCUGGGCGCCUCAGCCGGCUCGGCCACCCUCCCCUCCACUGCCUCCCUUCAACCUUGUCGGCGGUCUCCGUCACAGAGGAGGCCGCAAGUCACAGAGGCGGCCCCUCCGUCACAGCCGCAGCCCUUACCCUCCCCGCUCCCUUCCCGCGGGGUCCCAGAGUGCGGCCCGCCAUGGCUCUGCUCAGUGCAGUAGCCCGGCUCUGGAGAGCCAAGAAUUCAUCCUGUCUCGUCCUUGCCGCCCGGCACGCCAGUGCUUCUUCCACGAAUUUGAAAGAGGUGCUGGCCCAUCUGAUACCUAAGGAGCAGGCCAAAAUUAAGGCCUUCAGGCAGCAACAUGGGAAGACAGUGGUGGGCCAGAUCACUGUGGACAUGAUGUACGGCGGCAUGAGAGGCAUGAAAGGGAUUGUAUAUGAAACAUCCGUGCUUGAUCCUGAUGAGGGCAUCCGUUUUCGAGGCUACAGUAUCCCUGAGUGCCAGAAAAUGCUCCCUAAGGCUAGGGGAGGGGAAGAACCCCUGCCUGAGGGCUUAUUUUGGCUGCUGGUAACUGGACAGAUACCAACAGAGGAGCAGGUAUCGUGGCUCUCACAAGAAUGGGCGAAAAGGGCAGCUCUGCCUUCUCAUGUGGUCACCAUGCUGGACAACUUUCCCACCAAUCUGCACCCCAUGUCCCAGUUCAGCGCGGCCAUCACAGCCCUCAACAGCGAGAGUAAGUUUGCCCAGGCCUAUGCAGAGGGAGUCCAUCGCACAAAAUACUGGGAGUUGGUCUAUGAAGACUGUAUGGACCUGAUUGCAAAGCUACCCUGCGUUGCUGCAAAGAUCUACCGGAACCUUUACCGGGAGGGCAGCAGCAUUGGGGACAUUGACUCUAAUCUGGACUGGUCCCACAAUUUUACCAACAUGUUAGGCUACACUGAUGCUCAGUUCACUGAGCUCAUGCGUUUGUACCUCACCAUCCACAGCGACCAUGAGGGUGGUAACGUCAGUGCCCACACCAGCCACUUGGUGGGCAGCGCCCUUUCAGACCCGUACCUGUCCUUUUCAGCAGCCAUGAACGGGCUAGCGGGGCCUCUCCACGGACUAGCAAAUCAGGAGGUGCUUGUCUGGCUAACGCAGCUACAGAAGGAAGUUGGCAAAGAUGUGUCUGAUGAGAAAUUACGAGAGUACAUCUGGAACACCCUCAACUCAGGACGGGUGGUCCCGGGAUACGGUCACGCAGUUCUAAGGAAGACUGACCCGCGAUAUUCCUGUCAGCGAGAUUUUGCUCUGAAACAUCUACCGGACGACCCCAUGUUUAAGCUGGUUGCUCAGCUGUACAAGAUUGUGCCCAACGUCCUCUUAGAGCAAGGGAAGGCCAAGAACCCUUGGCCCAAUGUCGACGCUCACAGCGGGGUGCUGCUCCAGUACUACGGCAUGACCGAGAUGAACUACUACACGGUGCUGUUUGGAGUGUCGAGGGCGCUGGGGGUGCUGGCGCAGCUCAUCUGGAGCAGAGCCCUAGGCUUCCCUCUGGAAAGGCCCAAGUCCCUGAGCACCAAUGCUCUGAUGAAGUUUGUGGACUCUAAGUCAGGGUAAACUGGGAGACUGGGGAAACUGACUGUGAGAGAACAAGGAAGCUUAAAAAUAAAGUAAAAUUGUUUCAA